AUGCCUGGAGCCUCGCUGAAGAAUCACCUAAUGGCAAAGGGUUUCAACGCUGCUGCAGUAAGCCAACGCUUUUACUCAAGUUCCUAGCAGCAAGUCGUGACCACUUAGUCCCAUACUAAAUUUUUAUUUUUGCAGGCUAGACAAACCAUGAAGGUACAAGGAAAACACUGCAGACUCGUGAACGAGCGAAUCGACAUCAAUGUAAGUAAUUUCGAAAUCGCAGUAAAAUUUCUCCUGAAACUGACUUUAUCCAGUCUCAGACUUGGGCCAACUCUAUCCGUCCACAGAAAACAGAAUGUUUACUCAUGGACCUGCCGCCUGAAGUACGUCUCAGGAUCUGGGAAUUUUGUAUUCAGAACCUGCGUAUGUGCUCCCUUCCGUCUGCAAUAUGCCACAAUAUGAGAUGCCACGGAUGCUAACCUAUUCAGCUUGCGGUAGACGCCCCGUGACGAUUGCGAGGUCUGAGCGGCAAUUCAAACGGGAUCAGCAUUUGAUCGAGCGUAAGCAUUAUAGCGGUCAAGUCUACGCAGCUCUUAAGCGAGCAAAAUUCUUUGACGCAGUGCAUCCUAACUUUCGAGCGCAGAUGUUCAAUCUUCUCGUGAUUUGUCGCCACGCGUAUCUCGAGAUUGUGGGUGGAGCACUCUUAUACAAACUUAAGGCCUUUCGGUUCACCCACCCGACAAUUAUGGCCCAAUUUUGUAUUAGAAUCGAACCGCUUUGGUAUUUUAUUCAAAGUCUGGUUCUUGACUUCGAGAUCUUUUCUGGUUCAAGACUCUCUCACGUUUUGGGUGUCAUAGAGGAGUUAAAAAAUUUCCAAACCCUUAACAAAUUGAGAGUCAAGGUAAAGAUAUGCACCGGAGUCCGGGCAGAUGAUGAUCCUCUUAGCCCACAGAAUCUGACAGAUAGUUUUGUAUACUGCAAGGGAUUAUGGCAGUGGAGCAUGCGAAUUCCGAAGACUGAGACGCACCGCCUCAAUGGUUUCUACAUUGAAAUCAGCGGUAUUGAAGAACUCUGGCCUUUCUACCUCAGAUUCGGCGGUGAUAGAGGCGGUUGGCAUAUCAUCAGGAAUGUCUAUGCUAUACAAUUCAUGAAAGUUAACGGUAUAGCCUUUCGACUCGCGAAAACAUAUCCAAGUAUCCACAACAUGAAAGGUUUAAGUGAAUAUGACCCACCCAAAGAAAAGUUUAUUUGGUAUGAUUAUGAGGAGCCUGUCUUUGAUGUGGAAAGUGCUCAGGAGUUUCUUGAGAUGAUGCAAGAGGAGCAAGACGAACAGGAUGAACAGGAUGAACAAGAUGAACAGGAUGAACAGGAUGAACAGGAUGAACAGGAUGAACAGGAUGAACAGGAUGAACAGGAUGAACAGGAUGAACAGGAUGAACAGGAUGAACAGGAUGAACAGGAUGAACAGGAUGAACAGGAUGAACAAGACAAGGAAGAGGAGCGAAAAGAGCAAGAAGAGCAAGAAAGACAAGAAAAGGAAGAUGAGGAAGAGUAA
Sclerotinia trifoliorum is the source of this 1495-nucleotide messenger RNA. The record is from the annotation of a GenBank genome assembly. Lineage: Eukaryota; Fungi; Ascomycota; Leotiomycetes; Helotiales; Sclerotiniaceae.